Messenger RNA from Lytechinus variegatus (green sea urchin), 2856 nucleotides. Its product is annotated as 5'-nucleotidase-like. The record is from RefSeq and is a predicted model, not a curated record. Gene Ontology annotation, cellular component: plasma membrane. Gene Ontology annotation, biological process: AMP catabolic process. The transcript is spliced from 8 exons. Gene Ontology annotation, molecular function: 5'-nucleotidase activity; metal ion binding; nucleotide binding. Lineage: Eukaryota; Metazoa; Echinodermata; Echinoidea; Temnopleuroida; Toxopneustidae. Bases 595 to 2328 code for a protein of 577 amino acids.
ACGAUGUAUAUGCGCGUGCACUUAUUCCACCGAUGCUUCAACGUUGGCCACCAACGUUGUUGCGACGUCGUAGCUGACGAUUCAGACAACGUUGUAAUAUUGCAUGUUGCCAGACAACGUUGGGCCAACAUUGGACACAUCGCUGGUCUGUGUAUGCAUGUGUACUUAUAUCAUGAUGCAACGUGGCCUGCCAACGAGAGAAAUAGAAGGGGGUGGGGAAGAGAGAACACAAGUAUGCACUUUUGAAUUGACGUCAUAAUUAGCGGGCGCCCGAUAAUGCCAGGCCCGUUAAAAUUCACAUGAAUUUGGCCACUAUACAGCAAGGAUCAGUGAACUUGACCAACUGACACUAUUCCAAGCAGGUCGACACAAUCUAUUGAAGUUUUGUUUGGUGGAAGAAUACAAAUAUUUAUUAAUAAACGAAUCGAUACCGGAUAUGUUGACCUUGUCUUUUGUUAUCAGCCAGUCUCGAUUUGGCUUAGAGACUGCGUUCAAAUGUAAACAGUUAAUAAAAAAACCUACUAAAAGGUGACAAAGUACAUUCUACAAGUAUAGCUAGAUAUCUGAGGAAAUAAUGAGCUAACCAAAACGAACAUGACGAGUAUUCAUCUUAUAAAUUAUUUCGUUUUGCUUAUUUUAUAUAACCAAAUUGGGACUCGAGCUGCAUCGUUCAACCUCACAAUCCUCCAUACAAAUGAUUGCCACGCUCGGUUUGUGGAAACUGACCAGAAUGGGAAGGUAUGCUCGGCAGAUACUGCCGAGUGCUUCGGCGGGGUCGCACGGCGGGCUACCGUAGUGAAUGGAGUGAGGGCCGGUAAUCCUGAUGGGCACGUUCUGUUUCUCGAUGCCGGUGACCAGUUUCAGGGGACCGAUUGGUUUUAUACCUACCGUGGAAACGCGACGGCACACUUUAUGAAUUUAUUAGGAUAUGAUGCUAUGGUUCUUGGUAACCAUGAGUUCGACAACGGAAUAGGCGGAGUGGUUCCCUUUCUGCAGAACGUAACGUUUCCAGUGUUGAGCUGCAAUAUCGACUCCACAAGCGAGCCACGCCUACAUGGCCUCUACGUCUGCAGUCACGUGUUCCAAAUGGGCGGGGAAAUGGUGGGCGUGGUUGGCUACACGCUCAAGUCUACUCCCGAAUUUUCAAAGACAGAAUCGCUGGUAUUCAGCGAUGAGAUCCCUGCUGUUCGAGCGAGGGUCGAUGAUCUCAUAGCCAGUGGAGUCAACAAAAUAAUUGCUCUCGGUCAUGCAGGGUUGGACGUCGACAAGGCCGUGGCCAGGGAAAUUAAAGGCGUCGACAUCGUGGUUGGUGGACACUCCAAUACAUUCUUGUACACAGGUGAUCCCCCCUCCAACCAAGUGCCUGUUGGAGACUACCCUUACAUCGUGCACCCUGUCCAUGAUAGCGAGGCAUCUGUGCUUGUCCUGUCAGCCUACGCCUAUGGGAAGUACCUGGGGCACCUAGAUGUCACCUUCGAUGAUAACGGGACAGUGACAGACUAUGCCGGGAAUCCUGUGCUCCUGGACAGCAGUGUGGACAAAGACCCCUCCAUAUUGGCUGCUGUGGAAGCUUGGAAGAUCAAAGUUGACGAAGUCUCCAACACCGUCAUCGGUCACACCGAAAGUAGACUGAACGGUGACCUCGCGACCUGCGGAACACAGGAGUGUAACCUCGGCAAUGUGAUGGCUGAUGCCAUGCUCUUUGAACAUGGUAUGGACUGGUUUGGCGCUAACAUUGCCAUGACCACCUCUGGUAGCAUCGCUUCAUCCGUAGAGGCAGGCAAUGUUACAACCGGGGAUCUCAUAACUAUAAUGCCGUAUGGAAAUACUAUCGAUAAAAUUCGCCUCAUGGGCAGUGAUCUCCUCCAAGUCCUAGAAGUAGCAAUGAUGACCUUUGACCAAACAACCCCAAUCUACAGCUUUCUACAAGUGUCUGGGAUGGUGAUAGAGUAUGACCUGACCAAGGAGAGCGGAAGCCGGGUCUACAGAGCACAGUUCCGCUGUAGGACAUGCACAGACGAUGGCACCAACUUGCUCAUGGACAUUGACCCCGAGGCCCAUUAUGAGGUCAUCACUAACAGCUAUAUGGCGGCUGGGGGAGGGGGGUUCGAUGUCAUAAGGGAUAACAAACUGGAUCAUAUAUCAGGCAAUGGUGACAUUGAAGUAACUUCGAAUUACAUCACGUCGAACUCCCCUCUGAACCAAGCCGUGGAAGGCAGGAUCAUACUCUAUGAUGAAUUCAACAGACCCAAUUCGAGUCCCAACCUCAGGCCCGCUUUUGGACUACUCAUUGCCUUGUUUCUUUUAGCAACAUGUCACAUAUAUUAGCCUUUUAUGUAAACAGUGUAGUCUUUUACAAUGAACUUCAAUGAAGCUUUAUAGGAAACAAUGGUGAAAAUAGAUCAGUAAACAGAAAGUCUACCCCUUUUUUUAAACGCGAGAGAAAUAUAAAGCAAGUAUCACACAGAAAAUUUCAAACAGAUCAGGUGUAAAAAAAAAGAGAAUUUUAUGGCAUUCAAAAUUUUUACAAAACAAUGAUGCGAUAGUAGCCUUGUGGUGUAGCCGUUCAGACUCUCACCUUGAGUCCUUUGGCAAGGUGUCAAUUCACACUUUGCCAAUCUCCAACAAGGCGUCACAAAUAUCAUGGGUACCCAGUAGGAUGCGGAAGCUUAUGUAGUAUGCCCAGGAAUUGAGUAGUGAAAAUCUUGUUGGAAUUCUCUCUCGUAUGUUGAGAAAGUGCACAUUAUCCUUUGUGGUCAUUCUAUUCCGAUGACUGGGUUAAAAAGAUAUCUUAUUUAGAGACACCGAUCCUAUAUAUUAAAGGGAAAUGAAACCUUUGGAAUAGGCUUGUGUAGA